GGGAAGAGGAAGGGCGGAGAACCAUGGCAGCUCUGGUUGCUGUGUGCAGCGGUAUAGGGAGGAAGAACUUGACAGCUGCGGCUGACUGCUUCACGGAUCGCGGAACUCUCGCGGUUUCUGUGCUGUGGAGAAGAUGUUUUUCACAGUAUGAACAGAUAACCAGCAAUGAGGACCUGCCAAUCCCAAUGGAAAACCCCUACAAGGAGCCUCUUAAGAAGUGUGUCUUGUGUGAGAAACGUGUAGAUUACAAGAAUGUGCAGCUUUUGUCACAGUUUAUUUCUCCAUUUACCGGAUGCAUUUACGGAAGGCAUAUAACAGGUCUUUGUGGAAAGAAACAGAAGGAAAUAACUAAAGCCAUUAAGAGAGCUCAGAAAAUGGGGUUUAUGCCAGUUACAUACAAGGAUCCUGCAUAUCUCAGAGACCCUAAAGUUUGUAACAUCAGAUACCGAGAAUAAAGUUUGUAAAGUUCCUGCCAAUAAACCUAAAGACUGAGGCUGGGCCUGGUGGCAGAUGCCUUUAAUCCCAGCAUUUGAGGGACAGGGACAGGAGAAUCUGAAUCUCUAUGACUCCAAGGUCAGCCCAGCCUACACAUCAAGUUCCAGGACAGCGAGAGCUCCAGUGAGACCAUUCUUCAAAAAAAAAAGAAGAGAAAAUAUAGCCAUGAAUAAUGAAAACAAAAUUAAACUUGUAUAGCUAUCUACCAGAGGUUGUAGUCUCUAUUAUGGCAGUUAAAGGAAUACAAUAUAUACCCAACAAAUAUCAACUUUUCUAUUUAAGAUUUAUCUAUUUAUUUUGUGUGCAUUG
Arvicanthis niloticus (Nile rat) is the source of this 804-nucleotide messenger RNA. The record is from RefSeq and is a predicted model, not a curated record. Lineage: Eukaryota; Metazoa; Chordata; Mammalia; Rodentia; Muridae.